Messenger RNA from Dictyostelium purpureum, 1182 nucleotides. RefSeq lists its product as uncharacterized. The record is from RefSeq and is a predicted model, not a curated record. The transcript is spliced from 4 exons. Lineage: Eukaryota; Evosea; Eumycetozoa; Dictyosteliales; Dictyosteliaceae. Bases 1 to 1182 code for a protein of 393 amino acids.
AUGAUUGAGGAUUACAACGAAUUACCAUUAAUUUAUAGGGAAAAAUAUAGAUUAACAGUAUUACCAAGAUGGAGAAAAAAGCUAAUUCUAUUAAAAUUAUUUAUAUUGGAGAUCUUUUUUUUGUUUAGCAUUUUUUUUAUGGCAAUCAAAUCAGUAUUAUUUUAUUUUUUUAAUUACAAAAAAGGAUACCUUUUCAAAAAUCUAAGAUAUGGUCCAAAACCAAGAAAUAUUUGCGAUAUAUAUAUACCAACAAAAUCAAACUACCUAAAUAAUAAUAAAAAAGAUUGUCCUGUUGUAUUAUUUGUUCAUGGUGGCUCAUGGGGAUUUGGCCACAAAUUACAAUAUGUUUUAUUAGGUAAAAAACUUUCAGAAAGAGGUAUUGUAGUAAUGGUUAUAAAUUAUACUUUACACCCACAAGGCAAUAUCGAUGAUAUGCUUGAAGAUACCGAUACUGCCCUAAGAUAUUGUUAUGAUAAUAUUGAAAACUAUGGUGGCGAUAAAAAUAAAAUUUAUUUAAUGGGCCAUUCAGCAGGUGGUCAUAUUGUUUCAUUAUAUGGUGUCGAAAACUAUAGCAAAACUAUUGACCAACUAUCAGAUGAAGAAAAAACCAAAAAAAGAAUACCAAUUCAAGGUAUUUUUUCAUUAUCAUCACCUUUACAUAUUAAUGAUCACUUUUUACACGAAACCACAAGAGGUCUCGAACAUAUAUCACCAAUGCGUCCAGCAAUGAAAGGUCCAAAAAAUUUUGACAAAUACUCACCAACUAGAGUUUUAGAAAAAAUUAAAGAUAAAUCUAUUAGAGACGAUCGUUUACCAGUACCCUUUCCAGCAUUUUAUAUUUUACAUGGAGAAAAGGAUGGAACAGUACCAUUAUCAUCAUCAACUAAAUUCUUUUCAGUAUUAAUGACAAAACUUUCAAAUCCCACAGCAAGAACAUUAUUUUUAAAAUCUUACCCAAAUAUCAAACACAUUGACUUUAUAUUCGAUAUGUAUAAUGACAGCUUAGUAAUAACUCGUAACAUCUUUGCUGGACUUGACUCUGACUCUGAUGACGACCAACCAGACCAAAUUACCGAUUUUGCUGAAUAUUUAAAAACUGGUAAAAAAUCAAAUAAACCAAUCAAACAAACCAAAAUUAGAUCAACAAUUUUAAAUGAUAUAGUUAAUAUUAUAACUCAUUAA